Molecule: messenger RNA, 2248 nt
Organism: Nicotiana tabacum (common tobacco)
Lineage: Eukaryota; Viridiplantae; Streptophyta; Magnoliopsida; Solanales; Solanaceae
Source: RefSeq, a predicted model, not a curated record
UUCUUUUUUUUUCCAGCAAAAAAAAUGACCCCUUUUAUUUUGAGCAACCAGCAGCAGCGGCAGAACUUGGAGGACAUCCAUGGCUGCUUGCUUCUUCUUCUUCAACUAGACGAGACCUAAGAGAACAACCCCCAUCACCGCCAGCAGCAAAUCCAACGGACCAGCGACCUUCUAGCUCCCUCACCUCCCAUUAACACACACACUCAUACAAGAACACAAAAAAAUAACAAAAACAGAGGGUGAAGAUGAAUUUCGGACAGAUUUCGGAUAGAAAAGAAAUGGUGUUCUUUGAUCACUAAUUCGUUUUUUUAUACCAGAAAAUCGAAAAGAUAAAAUAGGUUUCAAUAGUCUUCUUUUGAUUUCCAUCUCCAUCUCGUUAUGGAACUUGUUUGAAUUUUGGUGGUCCGAAUUCCCUGUUCUUGUUCGAGAUCGGUCGCCAGUGAGAUUCCGUCCAUGGUCCGUCGUAUUUUCGAAUGCAAAGCUGCCUUAUAAAUAAUUUUCUGAUUCAUUUGAGGUAUGGACCCGUUGAUUCGAUCCAAAGUGCUGAUGGUAGUAAAGAUUCUUAGGAAGUUGAUCAAGUGGUGGAAAAUGUUUUCAUCGUUAAAGUAGCAUGAAUUAAUGCAGAAAUUGGGCACCCUAACUUCCCUUCAUGAUAUCACACCUCGUCCAGACUUAGUGGAGGCGAUGCUGACUUAUUGGGAAACGCAAAAUUUGAUUUUCAAAUUUGGAGAGUGUGAGAUGACUCCUACCUUGGCGGAAAUAUCUGGUCUCACUCAUUUAAGCUAUAUAGGCAAGGACAUGAUACUUCCCCGAGACCACUCUAGGACAAGAUUCCUCAGCGACCUGGGCCUGAAAGAUAAUAAGCAUUUAAAAUGUCUCGAGCAGUCCUGGAUAUCCUUGGAUUAUUUGUUUGCUAGCAUUGGACCACAAGAUAGUUUUGACGUCUUUUGGGAUGAGUUAUGCACAACCAAGGCAAAGUGGCAAAGACGUCUCCUCGAAGCUUUCAGCCUUGCUUUGUUGGGAUUAUUGGUUUUUCCAUUAUAUGAGAGGCACAUUAGCACCCGUCUGCAGUUAGUGGUAAUGGCACUAUUUCAUGAGAAGCAACACAAACCCGUUACCGUUGUGCCGAUGAUCUUAGCAGAGUUGUACCGAGCCAUGAGUGAGGUUAGGGGAGGUGUCAGAUAUUUUGAUGGAAGUAACCUUUUGCUACAAUUGUGGAUGAUGGAGCAUUUUCACAUCGCUUCCUUACUUUGUCCCAUCGACCGUGCCUUGAGGGAUCGUGUGGUAUGCAUCGAAUGUAGGAUGAAAUCUCCUAAGUUUACGUACCCAGUAGGCGUCACGGCUUGGAUUGAGUCCCUUGGUUUGAGGACAAAUAAGAAUGUUUUGUGGGCUUACCUUUGGCAACCUUUGGAUGAUAUCCUGGUAGGGUGCCUUAUGCAGCCUUUCCUAAUGUUGAUAGGACUCAAGUGUGUCAGAUCAUACACUCCCGUUAGGGUAAUGUGACAAUUGGGCAGAAGACAAGAGGAGCCUCCAACUUUGAAUCUUCGGAGGCACAUCAUAAAUUUUAGCAAAAAGGCGACUGAUGAAAUCAGGUAUGUGCAAUACUGGAACAAUGCAAAGAGGAUGAAGAAAAAUACAUUAGUAGAGGACAUUGGCAGGCCCGAGUGUACUCAAGAGUACUUGAUUUGGUUACAGUCCGUCCCUCCAGGAGUCAGCACUCUAUUGCUAGCACAACUUAGGGGUCGGGUAGUUCAGACAGAUGAUUUUGAGGAGGCAUCGGACCAAGAUCCCUGGGAUAAGCUUGAGUUGAUAAAGUCUCAGUUAGCGGGAUUGGAAGCAAACGUGGAGCAGCAUGGCCAGUAUUUGUUUAGGGUCGGCCUUCAGGAUGCGGGGGCACGUGACAUAGCUUUUAUUCCCAGCAUCGGUGUUUCUUUACGAGGCAUGUUACAGAGUUUGAGCAUGACGGAUAGCCCAGGACCAUCCCGGUCAGGACAGUCGCAUUCAGGAGCAGCUUGAGGAGUCAUCCUAUUUAGGUGUUUUGAGAUUGUCUUAUGUUGUCUUUGACUUUCGUGCCUUGUCUAGAAGUACCGAGUCCUUUAGGUAGUGUCAGAGUCUGUCGUAGUGUAGUUGAGUCUGUCAUGUCUUUCAUUAUCGUAUUUCCCUUUGUAUUUUAAUAUCGAAAAGUUUUAAAUGAAAAAUCCCAAAAAGAUUUUGUUUCAGUUUAUUUUCCACCACUUCUCCAGAACUA